AUGGGCGUGAGGGCCGAGGGGGACACCAUCAAGGCCAGCGGGGUGGUGGGCGCCUGGAGCGUCAGGCCACCUGUGCAGACCCUUGGGGGCGUGGGCUUCUGGGCGCUGGGACUGCGCAACAUGUUGGGCAGGCUUGUCAUGUCCCUUCUAUUCUUGGCCUGUGUCGUCCUGCCUUCGUACCAGGCACUGGUUCGCCUGCACUGCCCAGAAGGACAGGGCUGCCAUCCAUCCCCCCUGACGCUCGUCGUCACGCCACCUCUGAUGGGAGCCACCAUCCUCGCCGGCUUCGUGGGAACGCUCAUAUUCCUGAGCAGGCUGUUCCGAGCGGCGCUCAAGCUGAGCGCGGCCGAGGUCCGCCUCCCGCUCUCCAGCCUGUGCUUCCUGAUGUACUCCGAGCUGCUGGUCUUCAGCGUCCUCGGCAGAGACUACUUCUUGAACCCCUUCCUGAGCGGGACGUGCUUCAUGAGGUGGCUGUACCGUGCCCUGGGCGCCCGCCUGGGCCGCCGUGUCCACCUGUCCGACCCCCCCCUCAUGGACUGCCACAUGCUGACGAUCGGCGACGACGCCAUUUUGGACAACACGGAGUGCCAGGGGCACGUGCUGGUUGGCGGGGUGCUCUCCACGUCGCCCACAAGCGUGGGGAGGGGCUGCGUGCUGCAGCCGGGCUCGGCGGUGUUUGGGGGCGACAGGGUCGAGGACGGGGCGUGGGUGGGGCCCAGGACCAAGGCCAUGCCUGGGCAGGUUUUCAGCUCCGGAGAGCAUUGGCAUGGGGUGCCGGCAUGCGCGGUCAGGGUGCGAACCGCGCCGGUACAGUAG
Messenger RNA from Ostreobium quekettii, 816 nucleotides. NCBI's taxonomy places the organism in Eukaryota, Viridiplantae, Chlorophyta, Ulvophyceae, Bryopsidales, Ostreobiaceae. The record is from the annotation of a GenBank genome assembly.